UCCGACAGGACAAGCGGAUCCCUUUGAGGGAUUUUCCGUUUAUUUAAUAUCCCCUUCGAUUGCACUGAGAAAAAAUAUAUCUGAAAUAACACGGCAUCUGCCAUGUCCGAGACAUACGAUUUCCUGUUCAAGUUCCUAGUUAUUGGGAAUGCUGGAACUGGAAAGUCAUGUCUGCUUCAUCAGUUCAUAGAGAAAAAAUUUAAAGACGACUCAAAUCAUACGAUUGGUGUAGAGUUUGGCUCAAAGAUCAUCAACGUUGUUAACAAGUUUGUCAAACUCCAGAUUUGGGAUACUGCAGGACAGGAACGAUUCAGAUCUGUAACACGCAGCUAUUACAGAGGUGCUGCAGGUGCCCUUCUUGUAUAUGACAUCACCAGUCGGGAAACAUACAAUGCUCUGACCAACUGGCUGACAGAUGCCAGGAUGUUAGCCAGCCAGAACAUUGUCAUAAUACUGUGUGGCAAUAAGAAGGACUUGGAUGCUGAUCGUGAGGUCACCUUUCUGGAGGCAUCCCGCUUUGCUCAAGAGAAUGAGCUUAUGUUCCUGGAGACCAGUGCUUUAACAGGGGAGAAUGUUGAAGAGGCCUUUGUCCAGUGUGCCCGCAAAAUCCUCAAUAAAAUAGAGUCAGGUGAGCUGGAUCCAGAGCGGAUGGGUUCGGGGAUUCAGUACGGUGAUGCGGCCCUGAGGCAGCUGCGUUCCCCCAGGCGAGCUCAAGCUGAGAGCGUGCAAGAGUGCGGCUGUUAGCACCAGCACCAGUAGAGCUGAACAGCCAGGAUGUUUGUAGCAACUCAACAGCAUCUGUACUGUAUUUGGCAUGUUCCAGGAAGGAGGAGCCCUGUUUAAUAUGGUGGGCUAUUUUGGUCAUUAACGCCCCAUGAGCUUUGCUUAAGUUAGCCUCUGCAUGCCCGAGUGACGAUGAUGCAGCAAACUGAACCACGCUAAGCAUAUCCUCCUCCCCAGCUCCCAUGCUCACGCACAAACAUGGAAACACAUACAGGUCCUCUCCCAUUUUCCCUACUAGUGAAAGAAUACGUGCACAAACUGUCGCUUCCACCCUAAGAACUUAUCAGUGGGAUAGUGUGUGUGCACACUCGCUGCCAUUAACACACACCAAACAGUGCAGAGCAGUAGUUAUAUUUAACUCCAGACUCUCUGUGUCCUUCCCAAACCCUUAGCAUGGCCAGUUUCUAAGGUGCCUUAUUUGGAAACUUUGGAAUGCUAACCAGAAAUAGAGAUCCAAGGUGGAUCCAAGGUAUCUCUGGAAGGAGACAGCUAAUUAACAAACAGCUGCUCAUUUAAGACGCACUGCACAGAGUUGGAUUAGUUUUGUCUUAGGUCAGAGAUAGUAAUAAUAUGAAUUGUUAUUGCAAAAUAUUUCUUUUUCAAAACGAACCAUUACAAGUUCUAAAAUUGUAGGGUAAAGUAGACUUUGAAUGACAUGUAGAGUGAUGGGCAACACUCUUAAAAGGUGGAAAUAUUUAACUAAUGGAACAGUUUACAGGUGUUGAUAUUGAGUAGAUUUAGCUUUCUAGGACCAUAAUCUCCAAUUUAAAUUCUCCUUCCCUAACCCAAAAGAGGGAACUUGAUUAAAUUUUUGUCCUCAACAACAGUCAGCUCAGCAACAAACCUUAUUCAACAGAAUAUUGGAUAACACGGGUAUUGGAUAUUAAAUGUUACAUCUCUGUAUAGUGUACUUAUGCAGAUCCAAGAAGCCUGUGGUUGUGAUCCAGAAGCAGUCUCACUAUACCAUUGGCAAAGCUUUUACCUCAGCAGUGUAGAUGUAUUUAGUACCAUUGCUUGUAAAGGGUGUGCAGUAAGUGUGUGUAUAUGUCCUUUUAAUUAUUCUACUAGUUCAUCAGUCACUGUAGUUUGUUUG
Messenger RNA from Electrophorus electricus (electric eel), 1876 nucleotides. NCBI's taxonomy places the organism in Eukaryota, Metazoa, Chordata, Actinopteri, Gymnotiformes, Gymnotidae. The record is from RefSeq and is a predicted model, not a curated record.